Molecule: messenger RNA, 2511 nt
Organism: Xylaria bambusicola
Lineage: Eukaryota; Fungi; Ascomycota; Sordariomycetes; Xylariales; Xylariaceae
Exons: 4
Coding region: 166-2064 (632 amino acids)
Source: RefSeq, a predicted model, not a curated record
AUGGCAUAAAUGUACGAGGACGCCAACCGCCCCCACGGGUGCCGAUCUUGACUAACCGCGCAUUCUUUACUAACAGACCUUCAGUUUUCUCCCUGUCAUCUCAUAUAAAUCCCAUAGAGACUUGAGACGUGCCGAGACGAUCACUCUGAGCUUCAGUCCGCCAACAUGUUUGACGUCAUAUGGACCGAUCCCAAUGUGGAGCGUAUGGGGCAGCGGAUGUUGAGAAAGGAACAAGAGGCAAAGGAAAAGGAGAAGAGGAGGGCUGAAAGCAUUCGCCAAUCCGUGUCAACCAGCAGCUCGUCUGCGACUAGCGACCGAGGCUUCAGCUUAUUCUCUGGAAAAUCCAAGAAAAAGGGCUCAACAACGUCAGAUGGAAAGGCAAACCCUUACGCUGCUAGCUGCGAAGAAUCAGAAUGCGGCACGACAAAGGCCAAUAGAAACUCGCAGUAUGGGGUUAAAGCUGCGGUCGCCAAUGAUGAUGUACUUGAAGCUGUAUCCAAGACUUCUGAUGGUGCCGUUGCACCAUUACAGUCUCCAACGGAGAUUGGCGCAACUUGUUCACCAGUACCACGCGACUCUGCUCUCUCUAAAUGGGCCCACCAAGCGGCCGUCGCAACUGGCGUCUUUGAAAAGAUCGUCGCAAAGGAGGCUGAACCAAAAGUCAUAACAGAGAAUUACGUGCAAAGACUUGGCCCAUCCUCUUUCGUCACUCGAACUAUCGAAACUACCUUCUCGAAACGCACAGAAGAGGACAUUGACCAAAUUGAUGAAAUGCUCACUGAAACUCAUAUUUCAUCGGAUGGGGUCAAAAUCCAAACUCCACCUUUGGCGGAUGUGCCUGAAGAGUCAACCCCGCAAGCUUGCGAAGAGUCUGGGUCUUUCCCACCUCCGUACAACUUUCCUCACACACCGCCACCUACUGAUAAUCAUACCAGCCGAGCUGUGUCGUCCCCGACAUGUAGAGGCCGUCGCCGUUUAGGAGACUCUGAGGCGUGGAAGCCGCCGCAUGAGUGGGAUUGCACUCCAACUAAAAAAAGCAACGCGGAUACUAUUAGCGAAUGCUCACAGACGACAUUAGUCACAAAAAACGCAAACAACUCUGCGAUCCCAACUCUUCCAGUAGUACAGAGGGAGCUCCGAAUGAUGGCAGCAGCUAGCUCAGAAUUGAUGCUGGCAAAUCUGAAAUCAAGCAUGGGAGAAGCCGCAGAUGCAACGGUAUAUAAAGAAUUCGAGAUGACUAAGAAGCGUUGGAUGUUUUCUGCACUGCACCGACAGGACGGCUACGCGCAAUUGAUGGAUCGCCCAAACGAGCGUCCAGAAUCUGCAACUGUACCCAAGCGGAACAGAAUUCUAGCACUUUAUGAGACCCCAACAUCUGCUUCGUUCCUCGCGGCUCUGUACCCGGCAGCUUCUAUUACUCAUCUCUCACCUCAACCUCUGUCACCUCAUUCUUUCCCUAACAUUCAUCCACUACUAGUCCCGACGAUUUCAGUAUCAGCGAGCUCCAGAGCUCUCCCUCCCCAGCUAUAUUCCGCGGUGACAUGUUUGGCAAUGCCUGCUUUACUUCCCUCCACAGACAUACCUCCACUGCUCCGCCAUAUCAACAGAUGCCUGGCACCAGGAGGCGCUCUGCAUUUGACCAUCAUUGACCCGCAGCCAGUGUCAUCUUCCAUGGGGCCUAAACUAAGACAGUGGCUAUUUACCAAUCUUUUGAUUAACCUAGAACAAGCCUUUCGUACCACGUGGCCAAGUGAAACAUUCCCGGCCUGGCUAGCGGUGGGGCGUCUUCGCGGGAAAGGUAGUACCAUUGCCACUAAAACCAUACAAGCGGUCCCAAUUAUCCCCAAGAACCCGAGUAAAGAAGACUUAAAGGUAGAGCUUCGCUGCUUGUCCAACAGAAUGCUGUGGCAAGAAAUCUGGGGUGGGUUCGUUCAGGCAUCACACUGGUGGUGGGAAGAUCAGGAGAUAGUCGAGGAAUGUGUGAGCUUAGGUACAUACUGGCAGUGCUCUCACAUUGUUGCUGUGAAAGAAGAUCCUAUUAAGAGUUCAAGAUCUGUUCACUAGGCAGUGAAAUGGGCUAUUGGUCAUUGUUUUGCAGCAUACCAAAUGGUGCUCAAAAGGUAUCAUGACAUAAUGUCAUAGGCGUCCAGGACAGGUUGUAUUCAGGGGACUUUACAUGGCAGGACACUCUAUACCCCACCGGAAACUAGUGAGCUAUAGCUAGUUCCGGGCUCAGGAUUUGCUUUCUUCACUUUGUUCUAUUCUUGUUGUCUAUCUUUCGGUUGAUAGUACAUUGACAGCUCUGUGAUGGUAAGGGGCUCAAGAAGGUUCAGCUACGCUGGGACGCAUUCUCUAGGGCAUAGAUCCUCGAGAUAGGUUCAAAGAAUAUAGUGUGCAGUUUUUUUCAUGCUUGCUUAUGUCUACUGUCAUGUGCUUGCGAUAUUUUCCUAGGACAAAUACUGUUAUGACAGCUUUGCUUUCACCAUCCAGGUGUUAGUUAGCUACCUGUCU